This is a messenger RNA of Anopheles marshallii, 2808 nucleotides long. It is a transcript of the gene Cdc5, whose product is annotated as cell division cycle 5-like protein. The transcript has 2 exons. The record is from RefSeq and is a predicted model, not a curated record. The coding region runs from base 1 to 2808 and encodes 935 amino acids. Lineage: Eukaryota; Metazoa; Arthropoda; Insecta; Diptera; Culicidae. Gene Ontology annotation, biological process: regulation of transcription by RNA polymerase II; mRNA splicing, via spliceosome. Gene Ontology annotation, cellular component: spliceosomal complex; Prp19 complex. Gene Ontology annotation, molecular function: DNA-binding transcription factor activity, RNA polymerase II-specific; RNA polymerase II transcription regulatory region sequence-specific DNA binding.
AUGCCGCGGAUAAUGAUCAAAGGUGGUGUUUGGCGGAACACCGAGGAUGAAAUCCUCAAAGCCGCAGUCAUGAAAUAUGGCAAAAAUCAAUGGUCUCGUAUCGCGUCAUUGUUGCACCGCAAGUCCGCCAAACAGUGCAAAGCUCGUUGGUAUGAGUGGUUGGAUCCAAGCAUCAAAAAGACGGAAUGGUCUCGCGAAGAGGACGAAAAGUUACUGCAUCUGGCCAAGCUGAUGCCGACUCAAUGGCGCACGAUUGCACCGAUUAUCGGCCGGACCGCUGCUCAAUGCUUGGAACGGUACGAAUAUCUGCUGGAUCAGGCACAGCGGAAAGAGGAAGGCGAAGACGGUAUGGAUGAUCCGCGCAAGCUCAAACCGGGUGAGAUCGAUCCAAAUCCCGAAACGAAGCCCGCUCGGCCGGAUCCGAAGGAUAUGGAUGAGGAUGAGUUGGAAAUGCUCUCGGAGGCUCGAGCACGUUUGGCCAAUACGCAAGGCAAGAAGGCAAAACGUAAAGCACGCGAGAAGCAGCUCGAAGAAGCACGCCGAUUGGCCGCGUUGCAGAAACGUCGUGAACUUCGGGCCGCUGGUAUCGGUGUGGGCAACAGAAAGCGUAAACUGAAGGGAAUUGACUACAAUUCGGAAAUACCGUUCGAGAAAGCACCGGCACCCGGGUUUUUCGAUACAACCGAAGAGUUUGUGGUACCGAUAGCAGCUGAUUUUUCCAGCUUGCGCCAACAAACGCUUGACGGAGAGUUGCGCGUAGAAAAAGAAGCUCGUGAGCGGAAGAAGGAUAAGGAAAAGCUGAAACAACGAAAGGAAAACGAUAUUCCAACAGCGUUGUUAAAAAAUCAGGAACCGGCUAAAAAGCGGUCGAAGCUUGUCCUUCCAGAGCCACAAAUCUCCGAUCAGGAAUUGCAGCAAGUCGUUAAGCUUGGUCGUGCGAGUGAAAUUGCGAAGGAGGUAGCUUCCGAAAGCGGUAUCGAAACCACUGAUGCCCUUUUGGCGGAUUAUAGCAUCACACCGCAGGUUGCCGCCACGCCGCGGACUCCUGCCCCGGUUACUGAUCGUAUUUUGCAGGAGGCUCAAAAUAUGAUGGCACUCACUCACGUGGACACACCGCUUAAGGGUGGUGUCAACACACCGUUACAUCAGUCGGAUUUUUCAGGUGUGUUACCUCAAAGCCAAGCCGUAGCUACUCCGAAUACCGUCCUAGCUACUCCGUUCCGUUCGAUUCGCGGACCGGAUGGAAGUGCAACGCCAGGAGGAUUUUUAACGCCAGCAUCGGGAGCGAUGGUUCCCGUAGGUUCCGGCACGCAACCACACGUGCCCGGUGCAACACCGAAUUUUCUGCGCGAUAAGCUAAACAUCAACACGGAAGAUGGUAUGAGUGUAGCGGAAACGCCCGCUGCUUACAAGUCCUACCAGAAGCAGUUGAAAUCUUCACUAAAGGAAGGGCUAGCUUCCCUGCCGACACCAAGAAACGAUUACGAAAUUGUUGUGCCCGAUAACGAAACGGACGAGGCUGCCGAUGAUGGAUCGAUGGAUGUGGAUCAAAUCGUACCAGACCAAGCGGACGUGGAUGAGAAGCGCAAACGCAACAAGCUUGCCCAAGAAGCAAAGGAACUUUCACUGCGCUCCCAGGUCAUUCAGCGAGACUUGCCACGACCGCUCGAAAUCAAUACGACCGUGCUGCGCCCGUCAAAUGAAAUGCACGGAUUGACGGAUCUACAGAAGGCGGAAGAGUUGGUCAAACAAGAGAUGGUAAAAAUGCUCAACUACGAUGCGCUGCGCAACCCGAUUCAGCAAGCGCAACCAUCCUCCAUGAAGCGUCCCAUGCUCGCCCAAUAUCAGGCGUAUCUGGAACAACACCCGUAUGAAAACAUCGACGAGCUGGAAUUGGUCGAAGCGCGCAAAAUGCUCGCAGCGGAAAUGGGAGUGGUGAAGCAGGGUAUGGCCCACGGAGACUUAUCAAUAGAAAGCUACACACAAGUGUGGCAAGAGUGUUUGUCCCAAGUGCUGUAUCUGCCGAGCCAGAACCGAUACACACGUGCCAAUUUAGCCAGCAAAAAAGACCGCAUAGAAUCCGCCGAAAAACGUCUCGAAAUCAACCGGAAGCAUAUGGCCAAAGAAGCGAAGCGUUGUGGCAAAAUAGAGAAAAAGCUUAAAAUUCUUACCGCGGGUUAUCAGGCACGAGCGCAAGCGUUGAUUAAGCAGUUUCAGGACACUAACGAGCAGAUUGAACAAAACUCACUGGCGCUCUCAACGUUCAAGUUUUUAGCUGCACAGGAAGAUUUGGCCAUACCGAAGCGUUUGGAAUCGUUAACGGAAGAUGUAAUGCGACAGACGGAGCGUGAAAAGGCUCUACAGACACGUUACGCUCAGUUGACAGAAGAACUGGAAGAGCUUAACCGUUUGCUGGAGGAAGCUAACGUUAAUGGAGUCGAGUAUGGAAAGGAUGAGGAACAGGCACCACAAGUUAAUGGUCGACACGAACAUUUGGAUGAGGAAGAAAGAGAUGAUAGUAGCAUGGGAGCGAAUGAUGAGAAUGCCAGAAACGGACAUGAGGAACACGAAGCAUCUAAAGAAUCACCUAAUUCAAAUGCAGCAUUAGAACCAGAACAAGAGAAUGUAGAGGAUGAGGACGGUCAAAAUUCUGAUACACAAGAACAGCCCGACAGUCAAGAGGAAUAUGCCGAAAGAAGGGAAAGUGAGGAAGAUGCUGAAGACUCCUCUGAAUAUCCCGAGACGAAGGAGCCCCAACAAGAGGACGAACGAAUGGAGGAAGAUGAUGAGGACACUAGUGACGAUUAA